CACGAGCAAAACUCCAGCGCACGAUUCACGCGAAUCAGCUGCUCUCUCGAUUCUAGCGCCGUACCUACUUGUGCUCUUUUUGUCAAUCGACGCGACACCUGUGCCAUCUAUUACGAUACAACAAGGUGCAUUUUUAAAGUAUCGUCCACGAGGUGUCGCUAGUAACGUCCGAUAUCGCCUUCUCAUUGGCUCCUUUGGUUCAGCCAAUAAGACGACAUGCUUCCUACUCCUAUGAAUGACGACUCGUCGUACACUGGCCAAUUGAAUGGAACGUACGUUACUCGGGAUUCGUAGUAUUGUACGCGAAGCUGUGAUUGGUUCCUCGUUCAUUGAAGUUUACCAUUCUAUAUAUCGAUAGUAUCUACCGAAUGAAAGAUCAUUCUUCGGUUGUGAUUUUGAGGUGGCGUCAUCGUCGUCGGGGUUAUAGUAACUUUGAUUCCUAUCAAGUCGGAAAAACCAGAAUCAAAAUAUGGGAGAUCGGGAUAUGCUGUGUGGAAAAAACAAAUCUAUGGAGAAAAUACAAGAAGAAAUUACAACUUGUAAAAAACCGGUUACUAGACGUUCUGCGUCUGGUUGUAAUUGGAAGGCAUAUAAAGAUAUAAUACAUACAGAAGAAUCAAGUUAUGAUAAAAAGAAGAAUAAUUCGACAAAGAAAUUUUCCAAUAAAUCUCAAAAAUUCAAAAAAUCAAAUCUUUCUCUGCUUGAAAUGGGCAAUACAAUGAAGGAGGAGAAGAAAUACGAUUGUACUAUACCAGAGAAUAACAAAAAAAUAACAAAACUGAUUGCAAUAGAUUGUGAAAUGGUUGGAAUUGGCGAUGGGAGUGAAAGUAUGAUUGCUAGGGUAUCUAUCGUAAAUAAAUUUGGUUAUUGCUUGUAUGAUAAAUAUGUUAAGCCGAGAGAGAAAGUGCAAGAUUAUAGAACAGCCGUCAGUGGUAUUUAUCCGCAUCAUUUAAAGAAUGGAGAAGAAUUUUCUGUUGUACAAAAAGAAGUAGCAGAUAUAUUAAAAGGACGAAUUCUAGUUGGUCACGCUUUAAAGAAUGAUUUAGCUGUACUAUUCUUAUCACAUCCAUGGAGAAGUUUAAGGGAUACAUCUAGAUAUAAACCUUUUAGACAAAUUACAAAAGCAAAUACUCCUAGUCUAAAAAGAUUAGCGUCAGAGCUACUAGGAAUAGAAAUACAAGUAGGUGAACAUAAUUCAGUUGAAGAUGCAAGAGCAGCUAUGCAAUUGUAUAUGCUAUAUAGAACUAAAUGGGAAUCCGAAAUUUACUCGAGAAGAUAAAACAAAAUAUAUUUAUCGUUUUAUGGAAAGAUGAUUAUGACCCUCCAUUUGAAUGUAUUUUUAAUAUACAUAAUUCAAAACGUG
Molecule: messenger RNA, 1363 nt
Organism: Vespula vulgaris
Lineage: Eukaryota; Metazoa; Arthropoda; Insecta; Hymenoptera; Vespidae
Product: RNA exonuclease 4
Exons: 4
Coding region: 470-1279 (269 amino acids)
Biological process (GO): rRNA processing
Cellular component (GO): nucleus
Molecular function (GO): nucleic acid binding; 3'-5' exonuclease activity
Source: RefSeq, a predicted model, not a curated record